CUGAAACGAAAUAAAUAACCAAUUGGUGGCAAGAAUUUACACACGAAAUAAAUGAAACUUGAACAUUGAUCAUUCUUCACAAAGAUAAAAUUACUUUCUGUGAAUAUUUAGUUGUUUGUUUUGUUGUUGCUGUUAUUUAGUAAAAUGUCGUCUACACCAGACAGUCUAACUAACCGUUGUGGUUUAUCAAAUGAAUCAAAUAAUCUAUCCGGCCGACAAUCAAUGUACAAUGGAAUGAAAGAUGAUGAAACAUUGAACAGUUCAAAAUGUCAAGAGGAAUUAUUAUCUAUACAUAAACUACCACUUUAUGAAAGACAAAGGCAAAAAUCUGAUAAUGGUCAAACUUUGAACACAAAAUUGAAAAGAAAUGAUGCAGAGAAAGAAAGUCUCAAUACACCAUCAGAUACGCAUAGAUCUUCGAUGACACAUAGAGAUAAAAUAUCUACAGACAGAACAACAACAUCAACAAUAACACGAACGGAUCUAGAUUGCAAGGAAGGUUUUGAUCCCCAGUGUAAUUUGACUUUUGAUCAAGAUACUGCAGAACAAACAACGUAUACAAAAGAUUUUGGAUACAAAGAAGCUCCCACUAUGAUAGCGCUUCGACCAAAGUCAACAAGACACGCAUUUGCAGCACCAACAUAUACAUCGUUGAGUACUCCAAACACCUAUAGAUCGAAUACUUGUCUAGAGAUCGUCAAAUCGAUUGAUGGACCACAUCAAAGUGUAUAUUCAUCUGAUUUUAUUGGUUGUUGGACACCACAACCGAUGGCAUCAAUAAGAACAGCUACAUCGAGUGGAACAAGAGCGAAUAAACCUCAUCCAAGAAAAGAUUUCCUUACAUAUCGAAAUGAUGAAAGCUAUUUGUCAUCAUUUAGCAAACUGAAUUCUUCAAAUUCUACAGUUUGUGAAUCACCAACACCAAGUAAUGAUAAAAAACAUUUCUCACCACAUCGACAUACAGAAACAGAUUUAAUUCAAACACUUGUAUACAAUCGAUCGAAGAUUGGACAACAUUUAACCACUGAACAAGAGGACUUUUUAAAUCGUUUACGCCUACAAAGUACAUAUCAGAAGGAUUUCAGAGGGCUGAGUUAUCCUUAUUGUCAAGCAUACCAGAAGGAGGAACAAGCCGAAGGCAACAGUAAUGCUAACAUUCUGUCACCAUCUUUGACACCGUCCAAUUAUUCUCAAUUUAAAUUAAGAACACCAAUUCAUCCACUAUCUAUAACGCAUUUACACUUUAAUAAACCUACAUGGAAAUUUAGAAAUAAUACAAGUACACAAGAGGAUGGGGAAGAAUUUGUGAAUGGUGUGCUAAGACUGACAGUUCCAUGUACACGUUAUGGUUCAAACGUAAACCGUAAUCGAGUUGCAAAAGGAACAAGUGAGUAGAUUUAUUUCUAAUGAAUAAAACUCUAAUCAUUCAGUGUUUAUCUUCAAAACCCGCCCUUCUUUUUGUUCUGUUUACCUGGACUGUGGAGUAAAAUACUUUCCUACUGUCAUAACAACGGCUUAAUACUCCGUGGAAUAGUGCACUCAUCGAUGUUGUCCAGCAAAGUAUAAAUGUACAGAUUUCAUGUUAAAUAUUACGCCAUAUAUGUGAACAAUUUUAACAAAUGUAACACCAGAAUAUGCGCGGAUGAUUUUUUUCUCCUUUCACUGUAUUUUAAAUAAAAUGAAGUUACUGAAUUUUA
Trichobilharzia regenti is the source of this 1697-nucleotide messenger RNA. NCBI's taxonomy places the organism in Eukaryota, Metazoa, Platyhelminthes, Trematoda, Strigeidida, Schistosomatidae. The record is from the annotation of a GenBank genome assembly.